AUGAUCAACAACUCUAUAAUUCUUAUAUUGUUAUUAUUUUCUGCACUUGAACUGUUGCAUGAAGAAAAUAAUCAGUUUUAUGAACCUAGUCUCCUUACCCAAAGACAGCUAUCAAUUUCAGCAGCUUAUUGUGAGCUCUAUGACCACCACCCUCCUCAUGACUUCCAAGGUGUUCAGACACUCUUGAUGAGAAGAUCCAUGUCUUAUUCCGGGAUAGACAGGUGUGAAGAAACGCGAGGUCAUGGUGCAGCCGAUGAUGACAUGUCAGAAGACGAUGGAUCGCAGCUUGGAGAGAAGAAGAGAAGGUUAAAUUUGGAACAAGUUAAAGCUCUUGAAAAGAGCUUUGAAUUAGGUAAUAAACUCGAACCCGAAAGGAAAAGUCAACUCGCUAGGGCUCUUGGGUUGCAACCAAGGCAAGUCGCCAUAUGGUUUCAAAACCGAAGGGCUCGAUGGAAGACCAAACAAUUGGAGAAAGAUUACGAUAUCUUGAAGAGACAGUUUGAGUCUGUGAAAGCUGAUAAUGAUGCUCUCAAGAACCUAAACAAGAAACUUCAUGCAGAGUUAUUGGCUGUAAAAGGUGGAGAUCAAUCAAAUGGGGUUAGACCCAUAAAUCUAAACAAAGAAACCGAAGGAUCAUGGAGUAAUGGAAGUGAAAACAGCUGCGAUCUCAACACAGUAGCAGGCACCAUGACACCAUCGGAAGAGAGCCCGAUAUUUUACACACAAAUAUCGAACAACAUGUACCCUACAAUGUCAUCUAUGGGUCAAAAUUCAUCGGGUCUAACACAAUUUCUACAAAAUUCUUCAACAACAGAUCUUCUUAGCCAAAGAUUAAACCAAACAGUUGCAAACGAAGGCUUCUGUAACAUGUUCAAUGGUAUUGAAGAUCAACAGGCUUUUUGGCCAUGGCCGGAGCAGCAUCCUCAACAUCUUCAUUGAAGUUCAUGACUGGAUUUUUUGCUACAUGAAAAUCCCAUUUUUUCGAUUUAAAUUUGAUACGAGCACCCAUUUUGCAAUUUAAUUGGUGUAUAGAAUUGAAUUAUAUGCAUUUUAUUUUGAUUAUUUAAAGGGGAAAUGGAAAAUACGCAUCGUCAAUUUCUUGUCAUAAAUUAAAUCCAAGUAUAUAUAAAAUGUUUUUUUUUUUUUUUCUAAAGAGAUUCAUGUGACAUGUUUAAUUAUUAAUUAUAUAUUCUAAUUCUAGUUUGGCC
This is a messenger RNA of Lactuca saligna, 1208 nucleotides long. NCBI's taxonomy places the organism in Eukaryota, Viridiplantae, Streptophyta, Magnoliopsida, Asterales, Asteraceae. The record is from the annotation of a GenBank genome assembly.